AUGCGAAACCGAAGAUAUGCUAUCUACCAACCCAACGACACAGGACCAAUCUUACUAGACGAUGAGCAAGAUCCGAAUCUCGAGCAAGAACCGAAUGGCCGACAAGACGCGGAUGAACAGGACCCAGAUCAUCAGCAAGACUCGGAUGAUCGAAGUCAAGCAGGUCCGGCCUGUAAGACACUCCUCGCGAACCACAAGUUGGUAGAGCUGGUCUUCUUGCAGCUCGAUAUGCGUGAAUUGCUCGUCCGCAUUCAGGGGAUCUCCAGAACGUGGAAGGCGAUCAUCGCCAACUCGGACCGUCUCCAACAAGCGCUCUUCUUCAAGCCCAUCAGCAAACGUCCGCUGACAUUCGUCAAGCCUGAGAGGGUCAUUGACGCGGAGAAGGCGAUCUCGAAGUCAGAGAGCACGAGCCAGAUUCCUCUGACUGGAGCCACAUCAAUCCAAAGAGCCCAGACGCUGCCUUGGGAGACAUCUUCAUCUCCGGCGACACCUUAUCUAACUCGACACAUGGAUUCUGCUUUGGGAAGUGCUAUUCCCAUGCACCAUAGGACACCUUCACAUGAUCUUCCAAACGACUCGGCCAACACCAGAACCGUCACAGAAUCAUCGAGCUCCGCCAACCUGUUCCGUAAGUUCACUCGCAAACAGAAGAAAGACGCAAAGAAGAAAAAUAUCACGUCUCCUGUGACCAGCAACAAAAGCAGUGUCAGCCUAUCGAAUGACACGCCUCGACCAUCCCACGAAUUCCGUCGAGACCAUGACAACUGGACCCCACGAUUCUAUCCCCUCACAGAAGAACGCGACCUUCGCCAACAAAUCUUCGAGCACCCCCUCAUCUCACGGACUGAUGCGCCUUCCAAGAAGUACUCCAAAUACCUCUAUUGUAUGGGCGUCGACUACGAGCCGAGCUGGAAGAAACAGUUCUUGACGCAGCCUCCCCUGGCUAGCAUUAAGAUUCUCGUGGACGAUCACUGUGAGAAGCUCGAUCUUGUGGUGAAUGCAAGUGAUGGGGCAGGGGUCAGGUUUGGGGAUGUUGCGAGGGCUUUGAGGUUGAGGGGGAUGGUGUUUUUGACGUAUGAGGGGAGGGAGUGGUGGAGGCUGUGGAGAUGGACGGAGGGACGGGCUGUCGAAUUGUUGGAAUGUAUUGAGGGUGGUGUUGGUGAAGGUCCGUGGAGCGUGGAAAGUGAUGGCAACUGA
Molecule: messenger RNA, 1197 nt
Organism: Zasmidium cellare ATCC 36951
Lineage: Eukaryota; Fungi; Ascomycota; Dothideomycetes; Mycosphaerellales; Mycosphaerellaceae
Exons: 1
Coding region: 1-1197 (398 amino acids)
Source: RefSeq, a predicted model, not a curated record